Molecule: messenger RNA, 940 nt
Organism: Drosophila obscura
Lineage: Eukaryota; Metazoa; Arthropoda; Insecta; Diptera; Drosophilidae
Exons: 1
Coding region: 16-864 (282 amino acids)
Molecular function (GO): serine-type endopeptidase activity
Source: RefSeq, a predicted model, not a curated record
GCCAGUCGAUGGACGAUGCAUUCGUCAGUUGUUUGUCUGCUGGGGCUUUGGUUGUCCCUCGGACGGGGCGUUGCUGCUGCUUCUGGUUCGGGGAUUCCAAACUGCAAAGGCUGCAGAAUGAAUGUGAUAUAUCCAGCAGCUGCGGGUGAAACAAGGCAUCCGAUUCCCUUGAACCAGCGGAUCGUGCGCGUUAUAAACCACUACAAACGCCUCAGCCUGGAGCAGCUGCAGCAACGCGCCCCCAGGAGGAGGCAUGACCCACAGCCAGACGAUUUCAGCUUCAUAGUUAAGAUUGUGGUUCAGAGCUCCGUUCGAUGCAGUGGGGCCCUGUUGGCGCCAAGGCUAGUGAUCAGCUCCAGCAGCUGCCUGAGCGGAGUUCCUCCCAGUCAGGUGCAGAUCCUCACCAGCGGCGGCAGAACUCACCCAGCGGCUAAGCUUGAGUGGCCACGAUCCUGCCCCGAGCUUAUCCUAAUCACAUUGCGGACUGCAGCCCCGGGGAAGCCCAUUGGUCUAUGCUCCCAGACCCUAAAGAGGGGCGGCAACGCCUCCAUGCUGAUGGCCAGCAACGAUCUCAGCUACUUCGGACGCAGGCACAGCCAGGUCGUCCCCAAUCGGGCCUGCAAGGUGACCUUUUUGCAGGAGGAGACUGUCUACAUCACGCCCAAUAUGCUGUGCCUGCGCAACUCGCGGAACCCAGACAAGUGCGUGACGGAGCAGGGAGAUGCCCUGUUGGUGGGCCGCAAGUUGUGCGGAUUGAAUGUCUAUGGAUCCCGCUGUCGGGCAGACUCCCUGAACGCCGAUCUCUAUAUGGAUCUGGCGAGACUUCGAACGCUCAUUUCCCACGUCAUACAGAAGCUUAGCUGAGAAAUUGAGGCGUGAGAAAUUGAAAUUUGAAUGCCAUAAAAUAAUUCUGUAUGCGUCCAGUCUUUGGGCUACGAAA